Messenger RNA from Caenorhabditis bovis, 462 nucleotides. The record is from the annotation of a GenBank genome assembly. NCBI's taxonomy places the organism in Eukaryota, Metazoa, Nematoda, Chromadorea, Rhabditida, Rhabditidae.
AUGUUGAAAAUAUGCGCGAUUUUCGCGAUACUCCUCGUUGUCCGGCCAAUCGAGUCCCGUCGGAAUGAUCGAAUAGGAGACGUUAUUCACAGUAUAUCGAACAUUUUCACAUUUCUGUGCACGCGAUGUGAACAAAUUGUUGUUUUAGUGGAUGAAGCGAUAGAUAAUGAGACGCUGAAAAAGGAUGCCAGCAAACUAUGCGAUUCGGUUUUGGGAUUCAAUGAGAUUCUCGACAAGAUCUGCCAAAGUGUUGUAGAAGACAUCCUUGGCGAAAUUUAUGUGCAAUUGAAACGAUUUGAGCCGAAUCAAUCAAUUUGUGCUCAUUUGCAUUUAUGCGACGCUUGCUCGUUUCCAACGCCGCUUCCUUCGAUGAAACUUCAUGCGAAUUCAACUGGAAAUGUGCUCAGUUUGAUCGGAAAUAUCGCGAAACUUCAAACUGCCAUUUUGGAAUUAAACUUCUAA